Messenger RNA from Ctenopharyngodon idella (grass carp), 1749 nucleotides. Its product is annotated as mucin-22-like. The annotation marks the transcript as partial. Lineage: Eukaryota; Metazoa; Chordata; Actinopteri; Cypriniformes; Xenocyprididae. The record is from RefSeq and is a predicted model, not a curated record. The transcript has 2 exons.
ACACCAACCACAACAACAGAAUCAUCAGCCACAACAACUGAGAGCACAACUGUUAGUACAACUGAAACAACUACACCAACCACAACAACUGAGAGCACAACUGUUAGUACAACUGAAUCAACUACACCAGCCACAACAACUCAGAGCACAACUGUUAGUACACCUGAAACAACUACACCAACCACAACAACAGAAUCAUCAGCCACAACAACUGAGAGCACAACUGUUAGUACAACUGAAACAACUACACCAGCCACAACAACUGAGAGCACAACUGUUAGUAAAACUGAAUCAACUACACCAGCCACAACAACUGAGAGCACAACUGUUAGUACAACUGAAACAACUACACCAGCCACUACAACAGAAUCAACAUCAGCCACAACAACUGAGAGCACAACUUUCAGUACAACUGAAACAACUACACCGGUCACAACAACUGAGAGCACAGCUGUUAGUACAACUGAAACAACUACACCAGCCACAACAACUGAGAGCACAACUGUUAGUACAACUGAGACAACUACACCAGCCACAACAACUGAAAGCACAACUGUUAGUACAACUGAAACAACUACACCAGCCACAACAACUGAGAGUACAACUGUUAGUUCUACUGAAACAACUACACCAUCCACAACAACUGAGAGCACAACUGUUAAUACAACUGAAACAACUACACCAGCCACAACAACUGAGAGCACAACUGAAACAAGUACACCAACCACAACAACUGAGAUCACAACUGUUAGUACAACCGAGACAACUACACAAGCCACAACAACUGAGAGCACAACUGUUAGUACAACUGAAACAACUACACCAGCCACAACAACUGAGAGCACAACUCUUAGUACAACUGAAACAACUACACCAGUCACAACAACUGAGAGCACAGCUACUGAGAGCACAACUGUUAGUACAACUGAAACAACUACACCAGCCACAACAACUGAGAGCACAACUGUUAGUACAACUGAAUCAACUACACCAGCCACAACAACUGAGAGCACAACUGUUAGUACAACUGAAACAACUACACCAACCACAAUAACAGAAUCAACAUCAGCCACAACAACUGAGAGCACAACUGUUAGUAAAACUGAAACAACUACACCAACCACAACAACAGAAUCAUCAGCCACAACAACUGAGAGCACAGCUGUUAGUACAACUGAAACAACUACACCAACCACAACAACAGAAUCAUCAGCCACAACAACUCAGAGCACAACUGUUAGUACAACUGAAACAACUACACCAGCCACAACAACUGAGAGCACAACUGUUAGUACAACUGAAACAACUACACCAGCCACAACAACUGAGAGCACAACUGUUAGUACUACUGAAAUAACUACACCAUCCACAACAACUGAGAGCACAACUGUUAGUACAACUAAAACAACUACACCAGCCACAACAACUGAGAGCACAACUGAAACAACUACACCAACCACAACAACUGAGAUCACAACUGUUAGUACAACCAAGACAACUACACAAGCCACAACAACUGAGAGCACAACUGUUAGUACAACUGAAACAACUACACCAGCCACAACAACUGAGAGCACAACUCUUAGUACAACUGAAACAACUACACCAGUCACAACAACUGAGAGCACAGCUGUUAGUACAACUGAAACAAUUACUCCAGCCACAACAACUGUGAGCACAACUGUUAGUACAACUGAGACAACUACACCAACCACAACAACUGAAAUCACGACUGUUAGUACAACUGAA